AUGUCUCAUCAAAACGAAAAAUUGCCAGAUAUCUUAUCUGAUGCGGUGCUUAAGGCAUCUGUCCCAGUCCCAGAAGACUUUGUUGAAGUUAAAGGUAUUGACUACUCAAAACCCGAAAGUGUCAAUAUGAGAGCUAAAGAUUUAAUCAAGAGUAUGAGAACUAUGGGGUUCCAAGCUUCUUCAAUGGGUGAAGGUUGUGAAAUUAUUGAUGAAAUGAGAAGCUGGAGAGGUGUUCAUAGAGAUUCUUUAGAAGAACACGAAAGAACCGGUGAAUUUGAUGAUAAUGGAUAUCAAAAAUCAACUAUCUUUAUGGGUUACACUUCAAAUUUGAUCUCUUCAGGUUUACGUGAUACUUUACGCUACUUGGUCCAACAUAAACAUGUCAGUGCUAUUGUUGCUACUGCUGGUGGUAUUGAAGAAGAUAUAAUAAAGUGUCUAGCCCCAACUUAUCUUGGUGAAUUCAGUUUACAAGGUUCCAAGUUACGUGAUCAAGGUAUGAAUCGUAUUGGUAAUUUAUUGGUUCCAAAUGAUAACUAUUGUAAAUUCGAAGAAUGGAUUGUUCCAAUCUUAGACAAGUUAUUAGAAGAACAAACUGAAGCUGCUGAGAAAUUAGGCAAAGAUGCAUUUGAUGCUGAUUCUCCAGCUGUUUUAACUCCAUCAAAAUUGAUUGAUAGAUUAGGUAAAGAAAUCAAUGAUGAAUCCUCAGUUUUAUACUGGGCCCAUAAAAACAAAAUCCCAAUCUUCUGUCCAGCAAUCACUGAUGGUUCAAUUGGUGAUAUGUUAUUCUUCCAUACUUUUAAAGCUUCACCACAACAAUUAAGACUUGAUAUCGUUGCGGAUAUUCGUAAAAUCAACUCAAUGUCCAUGGCUGCCUUCCGUGCUGGUAUGAUUAUUCUUGGUGGUGGUUUAAUUAAACAUCAUAUCUGUAAUGCUUGUUUGAUGAGAAAUGGUGCUGAUUAUGCAGUUUAUAUCAAUACUGGUCAAGAAUUUGAUGGAUCAGACGCUGGUGCAAGACCAGAUGAAGCUGUUUCUUGGGGUAAAAUUAAAGCUGAAGCUCAUUCUGUUAAAAUAUAUGCAGAUGCUACUGUUGUUUUCCCAUUAAUUGUUGCAGCUACUUUUGCCAGUGGUCAAUAA
This is a messenger RNA of Hansenula anomala, 1134 nucleotides long. It is a transcript of the gene DYS1, whose product is annotated as deoxyhypusine synthase. Bases 1 to 1134 code for a protein of 377 amino acids. The transcript has a single exon. Gene Ontology annotation, cellular component: cytoplasm. The record is from RefSeq and is a predicted model, not a curated record. NCBI's taxonomy places the organism in Eukaryota, Fungi, Ascomycota, Saccharomycetes, Phaffomycetales, Wickerhamomycetaceae. Gene Ontology annotation, molecular function: deoxyhypusine synthase activity. Gene Ontology annotation, biological process: peptidyl-hypusine biosynthetic process.